Messenger RNA from Alligator mississippiensis (American alligator), 5781 nucleotides. It is a transcript of the gene PDE4C, whose product is annotated as phosphodiesterase 4C. Gene Ontology annotation, biological process: signal transduction. The transcript is spliced from 20 exons. Gene Ontology annotation, molecular function: 3',5'-cyclic-AMP phosphodiesterase activity. Lineage: Eukaryota; Metazoa; Chordata; Crocodylia; Alligatoridae. Gene Ontology annotation, cellular component: perinuclear region of cytoplasm; nucleus; cytosol. The coding region runs from base 2014 to 4491 and encodes 825 amino acids. The record is from RefSeq and is a predicted model, not a curated record.
AGGAGGAGGAGGAGGCCGCGCGCGGGGCCGGGCCGGGUUUCGGGCGCGGCGGAAGCCGACUGAGACAGAAAAUGGAAGCUCCGGCCUCGCUUCCCUUCUGGGAAACCCCGAGCGAGCGGGAACUGGCGGCGCGGCCCGGGCCGGCCCUCCCCGAAAGCGGAACCGGGGGCCGCCACCGGGCUCGGGGACAGGGCAGGCCGGGCCCAAGGCCGGCAGGUACUUCCCUGCGCCCGGCGGAGAGCACGGAGCUCGGCUGGCCGGAAGGACUGGGCCCCGCUCGACCCUGGCCGUCUCCCGUCCGGUGGGCCGCAGCCCCCCUCUCCCCCCGGGACUGCCCGCGCCCCCGUUUCCCCGAGCCGCAGCUACGGCGGGGCUGGAGCCGCGGUUCCGGGCAGGAAGCUCCAGCCCCCUCGCCCUGCCCCGGCCUGGCACCAGCCCUCGCUCCUCCUCCCAGCGUCCGUCGCCUGGAAGCCAGAUGUGGAGCUGGAAACACCCCCGCCCCACGCCGCGGCUGCUCCCGGCCCCACCGGGGCUCCCCACGGCCGGAUCCGGGCCUGGCUGCUGGAACGAGCCCCGGGGGCAGAGGGCAGGCGCCUGCGGGCGGGGAAAGGCGGCGCGGUGCGGGAGGGGGGAGGCGAGCAGGGCCGCCCGCGUCUUCCCGGCCCGGGCCGAUGACGGGGAAACUGAGGCACGGAGGGGCAAAGUGACUCCCCCACGAUCGCGUGGCAAAGUGGCGGAGCCGGGAGGGGAGCCCAGGCGUCCUGCGCCGCCCCCGGAGGAGGCCGCGGGGAGUGCUGCCCGGCGGGGGAGCGCCUGUCCCGCCCCCCCGGCCCGCAGGUGAGAGCUGCCGCAGGUGCCGGGCCCCGCCUCCCCGGGGCGGAUAUAAGCUGGAGCCGGGCGCGGGGCUGGGCCCGGCUGCAGGAUGACCGGGGGUGCGUCCUGGCUGCUGCUCGGCUGCUGCGUGUGGGCCGCGCUGGCCCGAGGGAAGGCGGCGGGGCCCCUCGCGAGCGCCGACCCGCACUCCCAGAGCGCCCCCACCCCGCGGAGCCCCGGCAGCGGCCCCGGCCCCAGCCCCAGCCCCGGCCCGCCUGCCACGGGCAAAGAAGCGGAGACGUCUCCGGCAGCGCCUGAGCUGAGCUCCGCAGCCAGCCCCGCUCCCUCCCGCACAGUCUCGGCCCCGAGCCCCGCAACGACCCUGGGCAACGCUACCGCCGCCUCCGCCACCGGGGAGACCGCGGGGCCCGGCAGCAGCACGAACGGCACCGGCCCGGCGGAACCGUCCGUGUCCCGGAGCCCGGGCCUGGUGGCCGUGAUCUGCCUCUUCGUCUCCGUCCUGGCCAUCACCUCCGCCCUGCUGCUCGCCCGCUUGUGCUGCCCCGCCGAGCCCGCCUUCCAGCGCCUGGACGAGGUGCCCAUGGGGCCCGUGGCCGAGGACUCGCCCUUCGCUCGCUGCCCUCCCAAGUAGUGGGUCCCGUCGGCGGAGCCCGGGGCCGCCCCGCGUCCUGCCGUCGCGGGCCAGGCCCGCUCGCGCCAGUUGCGGUGAAUAAAGAGGCUGGGAGGAUGCUCCUCGUGGCUGCGCGCUGCCUCGGCUCCUGGGGGCCCCUCGUCGCGGCCUGCAGCAAGUAGCUGCCCCGCGGGUCGGUGCGGGCCGGGGCAGCCCGAGCCCGCUCUGAAGGAGCCGGGCGCUGCAGCCGCCUGUGCCCGCGCCGCUCCCUCCGUCUGGUGCCAGGGAACCGGCUCCGCUUCACAGGCGCCCCUGGCAAGGUCACAGGGAGCCGGGGCGGCGCCUGCGCUCCGCGGCCCGGGUCAGGCUGGGGACACGGCCCCCGCAGGACCGGGAGGGCUACUCCCUGCCUCCGGCAUCGCUGGGUAUCGCGCUGCGCCCCCGUCCCAGACCUAGCCAGGUAGGGCCGAAGCCCCCGGCCCAAGCUCCCAUCCCCGGGCGGGGCACAAGCCAGGGCCUGGCUCCCGGGCGGGAGGUCCGAGCUGGGGGCCGGCCAUGGGAGAGAAGCGAUGUGUCGGAUGCCCCGGGACUCGCAUCGCAGCCGCGACGGACAGAGGCAGGCGGAGGCUGGGUCCCCCAGGGACGGAGCGAUAGCGGCCGGCGCGGGGGGCAGGAUGCGGCGGAGCCGGACGGCCGUGUCCUUCCUGAGCAUGGAGAGAUCCCGGGACGCCGCCGACCUGGGCUCGUGCGGCGCGGCGCCCCCCGUCAACGCCAUCAAGCGCCGCUUCUCGGGGACCCCGCUGCUGCCGCCCCUGGCCUGCCGCCACGGCGCCCUGGGCGAGGCCGGGCGGGCGCCGGAGCCCGAGGCCGCCAGGGUGGUGUUCACCAUCGAGGAGAGAGGCCCGAGCGGCGGCGAGGAGCUCGGCAUCCUGCGCUUCGACAUCGAGAAUGGCCUGGCAUCCGCACGGAGCCCACUGGACCCCCAGGCCAGCCCCAGCGCAGGACUCGUGCUGCAGGGCCCUUUCCCGCACAGCCAGAGGCGCGAGUCCUUCCUGUACCGCUCUGACAGCGACUAUGACCUCUCCCCCAAGAGCAUGUCCCGCAACCCCUCCAUCGCCAGCGACCUGCAUGGAGAAGACAUGAUCGUCACACCCUUCGCACAGGUCCUGGCCAGCCUGCGCACUGUCAGGAGCAAUGUGGCCGCACUGACACACCUGCAGGACCGCGUCACCAACAAGAGGACGACCAGCAACAGCCCAGCACCCACCUGCAAGCCCAGCCUCUCCGAGGAUGCCUACCAGAAGCUGGCUGUGGAGACGCUGGAGGAGCUGGACUGGUGCUUGGACCAGCUGGAGACCCUGCAGACCCGGCAUUCGGUCGGCGAGAUGGCCUCCAACAAGUUCAAGAGGAUGCUGAAUCGGGAGCUGACGCACCUGUCAGAAACCAGCCGCUCGGGGAACCAGGUCUCCGAGUACAUCUCCAGCACCUUCCUGGACAACCAGCAUGAGGUGGAGAUUCCCUCCCCGCCGCCCAAGGAGGACAAGGAGAAGGCGCAGCGCCCCAUGUCGCAGAUCAGCGGUGUGAAGAAGCUCAUGCACAGCUCCAGCCUCAGCAGCGCCAGCAUCCCGCGCUUCGGCGUCAAGACCGACCAGGAGGGGCCCCUGGCCAAGGAACUCGAAGACGCGAACAAGUGGGGCCUUGACAUGUUCAAAGUGGCCGAGUACUCGGGGAACCGCCCGCUCACGGUCAUCAUGUACACCAUCUUCCAGGAGCGAGACCUGAUGAAGACCUUCCGCAUCCCGCCCGACACCUUCAUCACCUACAUGAUGACCCUGGAGGACCAUUACCACGCCGACGUGGCCUAUCACAACAACAUCCACGCUGCUGACGUGGCCCAGUCCACCCAUGUGCUGCUGUCCACACCGGCGCUGGAGGCGGUGUUCACGGACCUGGAGAUCAUGGCUGCCAUCUUCGCCAGCGCCAUCCACGACGUCGACCACCCAGGCGUCUCCAACCAGUUCCUCAUCAACACCAACUCAGAGCUGGCGCUGAUGUACAACGAUGCCUCUGUCCUGGAGAACCACCACCUGGCCGUGGGCUUCAAGCUGCUGCAGGAGGAGAACUGUGACAUCUUCCAGAACCUCAGCAAGAAGCAGCGGCAGUCGCUGCGCAAGAUGGCCAUCGACAUGGUGCUGGCCACAGACAUGUCCAAGCACAUGAACCUGCUGGCAGAUCUGAAGACCAUGGUGGAGACCAAGAAGGUGACCAGCCUGGGCGUCCUGCUGCUAGACAACUACUCGGACCGCAUCCAGGUGCUGCAGAACAUGGUGCACUGCGCAGACCUGAGCAACCCCACAAAGCCGCUGGAGCUGUACCGGCAGUGGACGGACCGCAUCAUGGUGGAGUUCUUCCACCAGGGCGACCGGGAGCGGGAGAAGGGCAUGGAGAUCAGCCCCAUGUGCGACAAGCACACGGCCUCUGUGGAGAAGUCCCAGGUCGGCUUCAUCGACUACAUUGCACACCCACUAUGGGAGACCUGGGCCGACCUGGUGCACCCCGACGCCCAGGAGAUCCUGGACACGCUGGAGGACAACCGGGAGUGGUACCAGAGCAUGAUCCCCCGCAGCCCCUCGCCCCCGCCCGAGGCACCAGAGCCCAGCCCAGACAAGUUCGAGUUGGAGCUGACGCUGGCGGAGGAUGGCGAGUCGGAGCCCGAGGAGGCUGAGAGCCCGCUGGAGGAGGACACCAGUGGCAGCGACUCCAAGACGCUGCCCAUGGAUGACUCUGAAUCCACAGAAACCGAGCUGCUGUCGGCCAGCUCUGCCGGGCAGGACUCGCCACCCCCGGGGCAUGGCAGCCCCCACCGCAGCGCGCCAGCCCGGCAGGAGCAGGCUUUGAACUUUGACCAUCAGGGGCCUGGGCUGAGGACGCUCUCGCCACCCGAGGGCAGCGCCCCCCCAGAGCCGGGCCGCGGGGGCAGCCAGGGGGACAGGGAGAUGAACCUGGACUCUGAGGGCAACGUCACAUUCCUGCCGCUGGGGACGUAACGCCGCCGGCACAGUGCCCACAGCUCUGCCUGCAGCCACACGGGGACUGGGCCCCACUGGGCCGUUAAUAAAGGGAGAGAGAGUGGGGCCAUCCUCUCCCCACUCUGGAGAGACCCCCGAGGCCUGGGCACUGGAUUGCAUAGCCCCUGCCCUGCUCCUGCCCCACUGAGGCCCAGGGAGUGCCCUGGAGCCUGGCACAAGGUGAGAGCGCAGCUGGCUCCGACGGCUCCUAGCUCAGGGCCCCGGGCCAGGACUGUCCAGCUGCUGGGGGCAGUCAGGGGCCCCGAGGCCUCCCGUGUGCUGCUGGGGCCCUGGGAAGAGCCUUUCACCUGGGAGCCCCCACCCCAUGUCUCUCCCAUUGGCCUCACUCUGUGCAAGCUGGUCCUGGGCACCCUGCACUUAGCCGUGCCCUGGCAGCCCUGGCAGGGUGAUGACCCUGUGUCCUGAGAAGCUGGCCCUGGGGCCCUGCUUUGUGGCUCCCUUUACUUGGCCGGCCAGCCCGAGGUGAAUACCUGGGGGAGGGGGCUCCCCAGGGCUGGGCACAGCGACCUGCCCCAGGGCCUGUGGAUGCCAGCCUGGCCUGGCUGCCUCUGGACCCCUGUUGCAGGGCUGCCCCGGCCUCGCUUGCCCCAGGGCACCUACACCUCUGUCACCCCAGCACUGCCCCCCCCCCCCCACUUCUGAAGGGCUCUGGCUGCGUAGGCCCAGGGAAGCCAGCGCUGCCGGGGCCCUACUGGCGCAGGGAGGGCCACAGCCCUGGUUUGCCCCUGCCCCAGGGUUUGCAGCAGCCACCACUGAGUCCUGUCCGGCCCCAGCUCCCCGCACUGCCCCGUGCAUCACAGUGAUGGGGCAACCAGGCCCAAGCCCACAGGCAGUGGGCUGCUGCUCCCGCGCAGGCUCCUCUUGCUUAUGCCACCGACUGAGCAAGCAGCCCUGCCAGGAUGGUGCCACGGCCAGCCGGGCCCUGGGGACGGCAUGGAGCAGACAAGGGGCCGUGCCCUGGGCCCGGGCCGGGUCGGCGUGACCAGGCGCUGGGCUGCGACCCCGGGGGCCUCUCCUUUGCGUGAGAGGGGAGCGGGGCUGGGGCUCGGGGCGCAGGACAGGAGCCGAGCAGAGCGGGCGGUGGUUUAAUUUAUUGGGGACGGGUUCACUUUUUAAAGCCUUUUGUAGCGCACUUUUCGCGGCCCCCCUCCCGGUGUUGCAGUCGGGCCGGCGCGGCGCGGCGCGGCGGGGGGGGCUCGUCCCUCUCGCAUUAAACCUGGCUCCGUCCUUGGAGUUUUUCACCGCGAA